ACAUUACGUUAACGAUACUCAGCUUACUUAAGACAAUUUCUCUCUUUCUCUCUCUCUCUAUUUUCUUCAUUCAUUUUCUUCAUUUAUUUUCUUCAUAGAACUAUAUUUCAAUCUCGAGACGACUGAAGAAACCUUCUUCGUAAAAUGGAACCUUCAGCCUGGCAAACCAAGUUAUCUUCCUUCAAAGAGCGUCAUCUGUACGCCUACAACAAGUCCUUGUUCUGUGAUGUAGAGUUGUCUGUGAUAGAUGCUAAUGGAGACAAAGUCACAAUCCCAGCACACAAGUACGUUCUGGCUAUCAGUAGUCCUGUCUUUGAGGCCAUGUUCUACGGGGAAUCAGCAGAGACUGGACGAACUAACGAUGUACCAGACUGUACCAAGGAAGGGCUACAAGAAAUGCUACGAUACUUCUAUUCAGAUGAGGUCAACUUAACCGAAAGUAAUGUUUUGGAAGUUCUCUAUUUAGCAGAGAGGUAUAUGCUGCCAUUCCUGAAGGAGAAAUGUGAGGAAUAUAUUAAAAAUAAGCUUAAACCAGAAGAUGUGUUCCACGUAUUACAUCCACCACAGAUACGUAACGAGAAGGUUGAACAGAAGUGCUGGGAUAUGGUAGAUAGCGAUGCUGAAAGAGCUGUGUCUUCUGAAUCAUUUCUGAAUGUUUCAAGGGAAAUGUUGUGCGAAGUGCUUGGUAGAGACACCAUGUCCAUUGAUGAAGUGGUUUUAUUCCAAGCAGUGGAAAAAUGGGCCUUGAAUAAACUCAAAGAACAAGGUUUGGAAGAGAGCAUGGAGAAUAAGAGAGCAGUACUUGGAGAAGAAGUGAUCAAGCUUAUCAGAUUUCCACUGAUGUUACAGAAGAAAUUCGCGGAGAAUGUACUUCCGAGUGGUAUUCUGACAUUGGAUGAAGUGACGGAAUUAAUUCGGUUCUUCAAUAAGAUAGUUCCGCUCUCGGCGUCAUUUAGCAAUGCCAAAAGAGGAAAAUACGAAGUUGUUGUGCCAAAUGCAAGGUUCAAAUCAAUUGCAGCCCCAAGCAGUGGUCUUCAUUAUUGGGCAUAUUCUAGUCGAUCAGACGCAAUUGACUUCAAAGUCAACAAACCACUAUUCCUUGCUGGUGUCAGACUCUUCGGUGCUAAAGGUUGUACAUACGUCGUUACCCUGGCUUUAUACAAGAGUGCUCAACCAAUAACGCAGCUUUCCUCCACCUUCCCAACUGAAGAUAAUCAGACAGAUGGUUAUUAUGGGUUUAACAUUUAUCUUGACGAGCUUGUUUCUACAGAGGCAGGCGCUGUAUACACCAUCAAAGCUACCAUAUCAGGACCACCGUCCUAUUAUGGUCAUCUGGGUAAAGCAAGUAUUGCGUUUAAUGAUAUCUUGAUUACAUAUUUGGACUCAAAGAUACCAAGCUAUGGUACAACAUCAAAAUUGGGUCAAUUUCCAACAGUGGUAUUAAAACGAUAAAAGGAACAACUGAACCAGUCCUUGAACUGCAUGAACCUAGCUGUUUGAGCAUUAAUUAUUGUACGUACCACAGGGAGCCCGGCUUUGGGAUUUGUACAUGAAUAAAUUAAUCAAUAAAGUGCUUUGGGUUUCCUGUGUUGAGAUCGUAAUACCAGUAACUUGAUAACAGAUUAACGUAAAAGUAUGAGUGUAACGCACGCCCUA
Molecule: messenger RNA, 1656 nt
Organism: Actinia tenebrosa (Australian red waratah sea anemone)
Lineage: Eukaryota; Metazoa; Cnidaria; Anthozoa; Actiniaria; Actiniidae
Product: BTB/POZ domain-containing protein 6-B-like
Biological process (GO): neurogenesis
Cellular component (GO): cytosol
Source: RefSeq, a predicted model, not a curated record